AUGUCUGGAACUGGAGAUAGUCAACCUUCUACUCUUAAGUCCUACGCUAAUAGCGGCAUCGCGGCUGUUCAGGGCGCCGUUGGCAGUUUGACUGGUAAGUAACAUGGUGACUUCUCACUAUCGGCGACCAUCUCUAACCUGAAUCCCAGGCAACCCCGUUGAUCAACGCCAGGCUGAAGACAAGAGCGCCCAUGCAGAAUCAGAACGUGAUGCCUCUCAUGUAGCCGCCAAGGCUGGACCUUUCAAUCUUUCCUCCUCUGGAGCAGCCACUAUCGACAACAAGGACCGCCGUGAUGGAAAGUCUAAUCAGAUCAUUGGAAGCGGGAAGGAGUUUGUCGGCAAUACUAUUGGAUCUGAUAGCCUUAAACGUGAAGGCAGGGAUCAAAAUACCGAGGGUCAAGGCCAGGAGGCUGCCGGACAGCUUAAAGAUUUCGCAGAGGGAGCUGGUAAGCUAUACAAUUAUACGAUAUCAUACAUAUCGAGCAUGCCCUAAUUAUCCAUGAAGCCGACAGAGUUACCGGCACCAUUGGGGCCGCUGCUUCCAGUCUGACCGGAAAUACCCAGGCCCAAUGCUAGUUUCCUGUAUUCUCCACACCUUUUUGUCCUAGAUUUUGCUAACCCUGUUGCAGCUGACUUUGAGAACCAACAUGAUAAGGGGAAGACGUCCCAGCGCAGCGUCGAGGCUGAGGCACAGAAAUAAUCUCAAGACAUCAAUUGCUAAUGAUGAUCUAGAAGAGAAUUUAUAUGCAGCAGCGGUUAUGUUUUUCUUCUUUGAGGAUCAGGGACGGACUCCUUUUUUUUCACUUCAUACCUUAGCUCUAGCGUUCGUUGUAAACUUAGUCAACCCGCCUUUAACAAUCUAUCUCUCGUCGUUCAUUAGCUGCUCCUAAUUCACGCAAUGGGUGAACAAAGCGAGGUUAUAGUCAUGGUCACCCAUGAUCUCAUGCUCGGAUAUGGCCAUAAAAAUUGGAGGGAUUGAUACCCUUGUCAUCCAAGGUUAACUGAGCAGAUGGCUACAAAACAUGGAAAACCGAAUGGGAUCGCCAAGAACCCGUAGCUGGUGAGGGGAGAAGAGAAGAAAGUGGAGGGGUUCAGAAUCCAGUGAAACAAAUGCCAGGAUCAUGUGAUACUGGAACAAACUGCACCCUCCAUUUUCUUACCCAUAGUUGCUUUUUACUCCUUGAUGCAAAUUGGUCACCCAUUUGGCAUCAUCAUCAUGAUAUAUCACCCAGUGCAACGUCCCUCUCCAAGACGUCAAGUAACACUCCUACCUUGCGAAACA
Molecule: messenger RNA, 1282 nt
Organism: Tuber aestivum (summer truffle)
Lineage: Eukaryota; Fungi; Ascomycota; Pezizomycetes; Pezizales; Tuberaceae
Source: the annotation of a GenBank genome assembly